This is a messenger RNA of Daldinia loculata, 2461 nucleotides long. Its product is annotated as Septin-domain-containing protein. Lineage: Eukaryota; Fungi; Ascomycota; Sordariomycetes; Xylariales; Hypoxylaceae. The coding region runs from base 106 to 2169 and encodes 687 amino acids. Gene Ontology annotation, biological process: cytoskeleton-dependent cytokinesis. Gene Ontology annotation, cellular component: septin complex; cell division site; microtubule cytoskeleton. The record is from RefSeq and is a predicted model, not a curated record. The transcript has 4 exons. Gene Ontology annotation, molecular function: GTP binding; GTPase activity; molecular adaptor activity.
UAUUUAUAUAUAUAUAUAUAUAUAUAUAAUACCUUUGUAGUCACCUAAACUGCAAACGCGUUCCCAUAACUUCUGCUUCUAACUAUCUAGAUGUAAACCUCAAUCAUGCGACCCUCCCCCGGCGACCACGCUUGGCAUGGGCGUCAGCGUCCUGCCGACCAUGAUCCAGCUCCCCUUAUGGCUUCUAGUUGUAGUAGCCAGAUGUCUUUUUUCCUUGCCGACGAGUCGUCCAUUGAUUCUUACCUCGAGCAUUCUAACCCGCACGGUCGUUUUCUAGACGCGCGGAAGGCUGCUACCUCUACAAGUGUGCCACCUCCCCGCGGUAAUGAUAAGGACAGCGAACCUUCAAGGCAGGCUACGAUGCAACGGGAAAGAGAUUAUAUACCAGCAUACUCCCAAUCAUCCAGGGCUUCUGUCUUCACACACAGUCCAGCAUCGAUGAGGUCCCAGAACUAUUCGUCACCUUCGCGGCCGAUAACACCCAUCAUGCUAGGUACAUCCUGCACGGGUUCCGUAAUCAGCACCCCAUCCUCCAGGAGAAAUUCAUUUGCUGGGUCGCUCUCAGACCACGGAGUUAGUUCCGAUGAGGAAUUUUUCGAACAAAGGUCUUCGAACACAAUAGAUAGCGGAAGUGCUCCUCAAUUAGUAAUGCCCAGCAUCAAGAUGCCAAGUCGGCGUCCAUUCACCGAGAUAGGCAAGAAUCUGGGCCGGUUAAAGGUGUUGUUUGCCGGUGACUCUGGUAUCGGUAAGACCUCCAUGGUCAAAGCAAUCGUCCAAACCUGCGAGCAUAUCGUCCAUGUUGAUCCUAUUCCAUCUCAAACCGAGUCGAACACCCACAUGAAGCAGGUCAGCCUACCUAGAAAUGCAUCAAACUCGACAUCUAGCAUAUUGGAGAUAUAUGCCAGCACCAAGCCUUAUCCAGAAUGGUGGUCGAUGUUGGACGAGCCUCAUCUCUCUCAAAGGCGUAAAAGUCUAGGCGACAGCGUUCUAGAGCGCAAUGUGUGUUUUGUAGAUACACCUGGAUAUCAGAAUGGUUCAUCCGCUAUGGAGACUAUCAUGUCUUCCGUUGAAUAUAUUGAAUCUCACUUAGACAAAAUAUCAUCGGACUCUCUAAGCGAUUCGGAUAUGUUAAACAUGUUAGGAGGUAGCGGAGGUUUUCAAGUUGACGUGGUCUUCUAUUUUAUUUCACAAAAAAUGAGACCCAUCGAUAUAGAAUAUAUCCGCCGGCUAACACCACUGACAAAUGUUAUUCCCCUUCUAGCCCAGGCCGACUCAUUGUCGCUAGAUCAGCUUGCUAUAUGUAAAGAGCAACUUAUCGGCCAGCUUCAAGAGGCGGGACUUCAAACAUUUAGCUUCGCGUUAACAACUAGCGAUAGAUCUGCAACGGCUAUACCCAGUAUUCCUUAUGCUGUAUCUAGUGCAACAGGUUCGGACGACGAUAUAAUGGAUGCGAGCCUUCUCAUGAGCGCCGACUAUGUUCAACCUCUGAUGACGUCGGAACUAAAAUAUCUUGUAGAGAACGUUUUUAGUCCAAGCGGAAUAUCCUGGUUGCGGCAUGCUGCAGCAAAGAAGUAUCUGGGAUGGAGAAAUACCACACCAUCGCGCCCUCGUCAUUUAUACAGGCCGUUGAGUCUCCCUGGUCCAACGUCAUCUUUUCUUCCGAGCCGAUCGUCAGAAAAUCCGACUAGUCCACGUGCCUCCUUAGCACUCGCCCGUCUUAAUGACCGGCAACUGGCCCAUAAUCCGCCCCAAAUGCAUAUGGCGGACUGGGCAGCCGAUCUUCAGCGUAGUCUGGCCAGUGAGCGAGCCCAGUAUGAAUCACUUGCUCGAGGGGAACGUGCUAUUUGGCUUACAGAGAGAUUAAACGAAUGUGUGCAAGAUGGCACACUUGUAGCCCUGAAUAAGCCCCAAGGUACAAGCUCAGUAGGGGUAAGAAGACCAUCCAAACGUAGGCCUUCGACAACGACGGUACCGCACCAAGAUCCGCUAGGAUUGCUUCAAGUGGCAGCAGACUUGAAAGCGAAAGGAUGGGUUGCUUUAGAGGUUAUAGGUAGCCUCGGUGUCAUUGGAGGAUUAGCAUUUUGGAUGUCAAGGCAGCAUUGGCACAUGGAUCCCCUCGAACUCGCUCUUGCGGAUGAGUGGGUAAGGCGUUGGGGCGUGGACAUUUAAUAUACCUGUAUUUGUACAAUUUGUACAAGAUAGUUUGGGAUGGUCACUCUACUCACAACAUAGUAUUGGCCUUACCGAAUAAACCCAGCUUUAAUCCGAGUAGAGAGUUGCAGAUUGAAUUUUGAGCUUUUGCGUAGAUUGGAUGAUUGUGUAGAACCGGUGAUGAUGCCUAUACCCAAGAUGAUAGAAUAGAAAUAAUAUAGCUCCUUGUUUUUAAAAGGAUCUUUUUAAGUCUUCUAUUAUUAUACUUUGCUAAGAAUAAAGGCGGUUUUAUUUUAUUUCGUGUGCUAAA